UAUUGAUAGUUAGUCCCCUGGGUUUUAGUUACGUUUUAUUCCAGUUGAGUUAUUGUAACAUGAUCCCUGGUACAGCUCCAAUAGCUGAAGGGGUCAUGGGUCAUGGGGAGCCACGUCCUGCACAGAUUCUAGUUCCCGCCCAGGCUAGCGUGAGCACCUUCUUGUACAGAAAAAAUAAAGGAACACUUAAUCAGAGUAAGUGUACGCGUGCCGUUUCUCUGAGUCAAUAAUUAGAAAGUUAUUGAGUUUAUCACAUUUGGCGACGAGGAGUAAAAAAAAAAAAAAAAAAAUUAAAAAAAAAAAAAAAAAAAAAAACAUCUAGAAGCAGGCUACACUUCGGACGGCAAUGGCGACUUUUGGAAGCAUUGGAGAGUUUGAUGAGAGCACUGACUGGACGGAGUAUGUGGAACGGCUUGGACACUACUUCGCAGCAAAUGAUAUUACUGAUGGAGGUAAACAACGCUCCAUAUUUCUAAGUGUUUGCGGUUCGAAAACAUACAGUCUCAUCAGGAAUUUGGUAUCGCCAUUGAAACCUACUGAUAAGAGUUUUGCUGAACUGUGCUUAAUUGUUAAACAGCAUAAAAACCCUAAACCGUCAGAGAUUGUGCAGACUUUUAAAUUUCACAAUAGGUUUCGGCAGCCAGGGGAAUCUGUGGCAACUUAUGUAGCCGAAUUGAGACGGUUGUCUGAACAUUGUGUUUUCGGGGAGAUGCUGGAUAGGAUGCUGCGUGACAGGUUGGUAUGCGGCUUGCAAGAUGACCGCAUUCAGCGCCGUUUGUUAUCGGAAACCGCGUUGGAUUUUAAGAAGGCUGUGGAGAUUGCUCAAGCCAUGGAGGCUGCUGCGCAACAAGCUCACGAUCUUAAACCGACCGCCUCAACACCACCUGUGAUUCACAAGGCGAUUGCAGUUGGUUCUCCUGCGAUAGACUGCAGACAGGGUGAAGGGAAAAAUAUGUGUUACCGCUGUGGACAGCCACAUGCUGCAAGAGACUGUAGAUUCAAGGACGCUGUUUGCCAUAACUGCAAUAAGAAGGGUCACAUUGCAAAAGUGUGUCGCAGUAAAAAUCAGCCACGCCAACACAGAGGGGGCUGGCAACCCAAGAUGCCUAAAGCUACGCAUAGCUUAGAAGGGGAGGUAGAUGAAGACGAACCUGAAGUUGUUUACAGUAUGCACCAAGCAAAAACAGAGAAAGUAGAGCCUAUUUAUGUGACUGUGAAGGCGCAAGGGGAAGAAUUGCAAAUGGAAGUUGAUACAGGGGCGUCAUUCACAGUUAUCAGUGAGAGCACGUACAGAGGCACGUGGCAUGGCAAACAGUUACCCCCACUCAGUAAGUCUGCCAUCAAGCUGCGCACGUAUACAGGAGAAGAAAUUAAAGUCAUAGGCAUCAUUGCAGUGGAAGUACAGUAUAACCAGCAAUCAUGCACGCUACCAAUACUGAUAGUGUUUGGUAAUGGACCUAGUUUGCUAGGACGGAACUGGCUGAAGAAGCUCAAGCUGGAUUGGUCUAACUUGUAUCAUAUGGGAACUACUAGUGUGCAAGACAUUUUAAACAGAUAUGCAGUUGUGUUUCGGGAUGAACUGGGAACUUUGAGAGGAACUAAGGCUGUCAUUGAAGUGGACGGAAACGUUAAGCCCAGAUUCUUCAAAGCCCGUACAGUACCGUAUGCAUUAAAAGAAAAAGUCAGUGCUGAACUGCAGAGAUUGCAAAAGGCAGGCAUCAUUGAACCUGUUCAGUUUUCGAAGUGGGCUGCUCCUAUUGUGCCAAUUAUGAAGCCAGAUGGGUCAAUACGUAUUUGUGGCGAUUAUAAACUGACAGUGAACCAGGCCUCCAGACUGGAUGCUUAUCCAAUUCCGCGAGUGGAAGAUUUAUUCUCCAACAUUACAGGGGGGCAAGCCUUUACAAAGCUGGACCUGAGCCAUGCCUACCAGCAGCUGCUCCUGGAGGACAGUUCUAAGGAAGUUUUGACCAUCAACACGCACAAGGGGUUGUUCCGCUACACCAGGUUGCCUUUUGGGGUGUCAUCAGCUCCAGGUAUUUUCCAACGCACCCUGGAAAGCCUGCUAGCAGGUUUGCCCCACGUUCUCGUGUAUCUGGAUGACAUCCUCAUAACAGGUCCUGACCCGUCAAAACACAUGCAAGUUUUGGAAGAAGUUUUGAAGCGGCUUGCUGAUGCAGGAUUGAGACUAAAAAAACAAAAGUGCAUUUUCCUAGCGCCAGAGGUGCAGUAUUUAGGUCACAAGAUUGACGCAGAGGGCAUACACCCAGCAGAGGAGAAGGUCCGGGCAAUAGCGGAAGCUCCGACGCCCAAGAAUACCACAGAGUUGAAGUCAUUUUUAGGGAUGGUAAACUAUUACCAUCGUUUUCUGCCAAAUUUAUCAACGCUGUUGGCACCAUUGCAUCAUCUACUACAGAAGAAGGUGCCAUGGUGUUGGAAACCACAGCAGGAGAAAGCUUUCCAGUCAGCAAAGAAGCUUUUGCUAACAUCACAAUUGUUAGUACAUUUCGACUCCAAGAAACCAUUGCUCCUGGCAUGCGAUGCAUCACCCUAUGGAGUGGGAGCAGUGUUAUCGCACACCCUGCCUGAUGGAAGUGAAAGACCAAUAAGUUUUGCAUCCCGCACUUUGGCUCCAGCUGAAAAAAACUAUUCUCAGCUGGAUAAAGAAGCCCUCGCCAUUGUGUUUGGGGUAAAAAAGUUCCAUCAGUACCUGUAUGGACACCAUUUCACUAUUUGCUCGGACCACAAGCCCUUGAUGAGCCUUUUCAGCGAGAGCAAGUUGAUUCCACCGAUGGCUUCAGGGAGAAUUCAACGGUGGGCGUUAUUGCUUGCUGGUUAUGAGUAUGAGAUAUGCUACAAGAGUGGAGAGACACACAGUAAUGCUGAUGGACUGAGUCGUUUGCCACUGAAGGAUACACCCUCACAUGUGCAAACACCAGGGGAUGUGGUUUUGUUACUGGAAAACCUCUCCACUUUCCCUGUCAACCUAGGGCAAAUACAGUCAGGAACCAGAAGAGACCCUAUAUUGUCGCGAGUCCUGACAUACGUGAGAAGUGGAUGGCCAGCAGAAGCCGAGAUGGAAGAUCUGAGGCCGUAUUUUAGAAGGAAGGAGGAGUUAAGUAUCCAAGACAAUUGUUUACUUUGGGGAAACAGAGUCAUUGUACCUCCGCAAAGCCAGGAGAAAGUUAUUGCUGAACUUCAUGAAGCACACCCGGGCAUAUCUCGCAUGAAGAGCCUAGCAAGAAGUAUGGUGUGGUGGCCUUGCAUGGACCAAGCCUUGGAGAAAAAGGUUAGAGAAUGUACCAUUUGCCAGAGCACACGCCAUGCACCGCCACCGGCACCGCUACACCCGUGGGAGUGGCCUGACAGACCGUGGGCCCGCCUGCAUGUGGAUUAUGCAGGUCCAUUUAUGGGGAAGAUGUUCUUGAUCCUUAUUGAUGCCCACUCCAAGUGGAUAGAUGUUCAUGUUAUGUCUUCUGCUACUUCUCAAGCUACCAUAAGUCAACUGCGGGUUACAUUUGCAACGCAUGGGCUGCCCGAGAUGCUAGUGACAGAUAAUGGAACAGCAUUUACUAGCGAAGAGUUCCAGCAGUUUUGUAAGAAAAAUAGCAUUAAGCAUGUCAGAACAUCACCUUACCACCCUGCAUCCAAUGGGCUAGCCGAAAGAGCCGUGCAGACGGUAAAGGAGGGGUUAAAGAAAAUGAGGACUGGCACAAUUGAAACCAAGUUGGCCAGGUUUUUGUUCCAUUACAGAAUCACACCUCAAACCACAACUGGGUCAUCGCCGGCAGAAUUACUGAUGGGACGUAGACCACGAUCGUGUUUUGAUGUGCUGAGACCAGCAGUGGGAGGGAGAGUGAGAGCUGCGCAAGCUAAGCAGAAGUUUCAACAUGAUCAACACGCCAAAGUUCGCUUAUUGAAUGUAGGAGAUACUGUUUAUGUUCGAAUGUUUGGAGUGGAGGAUAAGUGGACACAAGGAACCAUACUGGAGAAAGUGGGUCCAGUGUCAUUCCAAGUGGAACUGACGGAUGGGAGAGUGAUUCGCCGUCAUCAAGACCACCUAAGGAAAUAUCAGGCAGCGACCGUUCCACAAUCUGAAAGACCAGAGGAUGUCCAAGUUCCUUUGGGAGAUGACUACAGCCCUAACCCAGUGCAGUUAGAGUUUUCAACAGAGGGGGUUCCAGUAGACCCAGAGCCAGCAGUAGAUCCAGGGCCAGAACCAACAUUAGCCCCGGCACCAGAGUUGCGCCGUUCACAAAGAGUGCGUAGAGCUCCACAGAAACUGGACUGUUAGUUUAGUUGUUCCUAGCUACGUAAGUGUUGAAAGUGAAUGUAAGAUAAAAACAAGACCAGUUUUAAUCUGAGGUGGAGGGAUGUGGAAUAUUGAUAGUUAGUCCCCUGGGUUUUAGUUACGUUUUAUUCCAGUUGAGUUAUUGUAACAUGAUCCCUGGUACAGCUCCAAUAGCUGAAGGGGUCAUGGGUCAUGGGGAGCCACGUCCUGCACAGAUUCUAGUUCCCGCCCAGGCUAGCGUGAGCACCUUCUUGUACAGAAAAAAUAA
Molecule: messenger RNA, 4556 nt
Organism: Acipenser ruthenus (sterlet)
Lineage: Eukaryota; Metazoa; Chordata; Actinopteri; Acipenseriformes; Acipenseridae
Exons: 1
Coding region: 347-4291 (1314 amino acids)
Biological process (GO): DNA integration; proteolysis
Molecular function (GO): aspartic-type endopeptidase activity; zinc ion binding; nucleic acid binding
Source: RefSeq, a predicted model, not a curated record